ACUCCGUACACCACCGAUAGAAUCGCACGUUUGUCGCGCGUUGCUUUGUUGAUUAGAAUUCGUGUUUUCUAGUUUCUUUCCAGCAGAUAUCAGCAGAAAAUCAUCAUGACUACGCUUCCUAUGAACCCGAAACCAUUCAUAAAUUCAUUGACUGGGAAACCUGUCAUCGUGAAACUGAAAUGGGGAAUGGAAUAUAAAGGAUACCUCGUGUCUGUGGACGGGUAUAUGAACAUGCAACUGGCAAACACAGAAGAAUAUGUUGAUGGGGCUUUAUCAGGACAUCUCGGAGAAAUAUUGAUUCGUUGUAAUAACGUACUUUACAUCCGGGGAGUAGAAGAAGAUGAUGAAGAAGGAGAAAUGAAAGAAUAAUCCUCCCCGGGAAUUCCCGGGAACUGAGGAUAAAUAUUUGUGGACUCAGAUGUAUGACUGAAGAACUCCAAUAACCGCUCCACAAACUUUUUGCUUAUCUUUCUAUACUGAAGACUUUUCCAAACCUAAAUACAACACUUUAUUUUUUUUUUCAAAAAGAAUCAUUAAAUUUUGAGCUUUUGGGACUUAGUUGAAUGUCCGAAUGUUUUAUCUAAUCAUAAACUUCUUUGCCAUUAUGGCUUUUCUCGAGAUCAUUCAUCCUCACGCCUUAGAUUUUGUUCCAGAGUGAGAAUUGAUACCUUUUAACCCAAUAAGUAUGCCUAAUGCUUUCAGAAAUCUGCAGCAUUAAGCUUGGACUUUUUAUAUUUUUCCCACUGGUUUGGUGAUCGCAUCUACGAUGGUUUUUACAUGGGCCACCAUUAUAUCAAAUUUCAAUAAUGGAAACAUUGUCAUAUGUGUUAUGUGAGCUGUUAAAAAUGCUUAGUAAAAUUGCUUUAGUCUUUUAAAUUUUGUUUUUGACUUCUUGACUUGUUCUGAUUUAAAGCAUUUGACCUCGUUAAGAAUAUAUAUUUGAAAAUGUGCUUUAAAAUUCUUAUUUGCCACCCUUGUUGGCCACCAAUUUCAACAGAUUUUGCAAAUUCACUCAUUUUAAAAUGUAUUAUGAAUUGCAGAUUAUUCUUUUUGACCACCCUUGGUACAAAUAUCAUUUCUUAAAUUAAUUCCCACAGUUUUUUUGAAUUCACUGAAUAUAGAUUGAUUUUUAUGUGUUCUUUGUUCAACAUUAUAAUUCAGAAUGUAAUUGGAAUAGAAUACUAUUGGGCUUUGACCAUUCAUCAGUUUGUAACAUUCUCUAACUAAUCUAAAUUAUUAGAUAUCAUUUCUUUUUUUCCUGUCUAAAGCUCUGAUGAGAGUAGAAAAGUUCAACGGGAAGGAAUUCCUAAAAUUCUUGUUUUUGAGACCAAAAUCAGAAUGUAUCUGGUAUGACAGAAUGGAAAAAGGUGAUUUUUUUGGCAAACCCUGGUUUAAAUAAGCCUUUGUUAAAUAAAGCGUUUUCACCCAGUUGUUUGUAUUUGGCGUUUUUGUAUUAAAGGUUGCACAUCCCUGGUUUAAAUAACAUUUUUAAACUAAUUCAUUGACUUAUUUGUGUUUUGUGCUGAGAAUUCUGGCAACCCAGGAAUUUUAUUUUAAAAUGUAUUUGGAAUAAUAGUUUGUUCAUUUCACCAUUUUUGCUUUUAUCCUGUCCAACUUUUUUUUCUAACUUUUA
Molecule: messenger RNA, 1633 nt
Organism: Styela clava
Lineage: Eukaryota; Metazoa; Chordata; Ascidiacea; Stolidobranchia; Styelidae
Source: RefSeq, a predicted model, not a curated record